Molecule: messenger RNA, 889 nt
Organism: Aspergillus steynii IBT 23096
Lineage: Eukaryota; Fungi; Ascomycota; Eurotiomycetes; Eurotiales; Aspergillaceae
Product: RNA methyltransferase
Exons: 4
Coding region: 20-751 (243 amino acids)
Biological process (GO): 7-methylguanosine cap hypermethylation; 7-methylguanosine RNA capping
Cellular component (GO): nucleus
Molecular function (GO): RNA cap trimethylguanosine synthase activity
Source: RefSeq, a predicted model, not a curated record
CGACUCCGAAUCGCUCGUCAUGGCUGUCCUCUCCAUGGCGGACAAUCCUCCCCCGGAGGUGCAUCACUACAAUCACCUCGGAGAAGUGCCCUGGGAUAUCCAAAAUUACUGGGCACAGCGGUACAGGAUCUUUUCGCGGUAUGACGAAGGAGUCUGGCUGACCGAUGAUGCAUGGUUUGGGGUUACCCCGGAGCCUGUGGCCAAUAAAAUCGCCGAGCACGUUGCCAACUCGGCCCCCGCUGGACGGAGCAUCCUGGUAGAUACGUUUGCUGGCGCCGGUGGUAAUUCCAUUGCUUUUGCGCUCUCGGGCAAGUGGAAGCGAGUCUACGCCAUCGAGAAGAACCCGGCCGUCUUGCAGUGUGCUAAGCAUAAUGCGCAAAUCUACGGGGUGCAGGAUAAGAUCACCUGGUUCGAAGGGGACUGUUUUGAGCUUUUGAGGAACCAACUCAAGGAUCUGGCUCCGUAUAGUGUCAUCUUUGCGAGCCCCCCUGGGGUGGUAAGCUUCGGCCCUGGGUAUCGCUCCGACAAAGUGUUCAAUCUUCGAACGAUGGAACCGUACUCAUUGAGCACACUCUACCGUGAAUUUGCAGCCUUCAGUGAGCAUAUGGUCCUCUUUCUGCCUCGAACUUCGGAUGUGAAACAGUUGGCCAAGGUGGUCAAGGAUGGGCAGCAGGCAACGGUGAUGCAUUACUGUAUGGAGGGAGCCAGCAAGGCCCUUUGCAUCUACUAUGGAGGGUUCAACCUGCAGUGAUUCGAGGCGCGUUUUUCUUAUGAUUUUCUCAUGUAAAUUUAUGACGCAAAGGCAACGGGGCGGGACAUCCCCAGCCACGCGCGAUGGUUUGCUCUGGUUUGGAAUGUACUAUAGUCGGCUUUGAUUAAUGAAUGAAUA